AUGCAGUGGCUUGAGGACGUAAACGACGAUACACCGGGGCGCACCGCUGUGAUGUUCCAGGUUUCUUCUUGGGGGUUGUGGUUGAAGGGAGAGUUAGGCCAGAGGGAGGAGUCAAGCGAAUCAGAGGAGGAGGAAGACAUCGAGGCCCUCAUCCCCAAGCGGAGCGCAGUGAAGCUAAGCAGGAGACUGCGGCAGUAUUAA
Messenger RNA from Eimeria mitis, 201 nucleotides. RefSeq lists its product as uncharacterized. The record is from RefSeq and is a predicted model, not a curated record. The transcript has 3 exons. Bases 1 to 201 code for a protein of 66 amino acids. NCBI's taxonomy places the organism in Eukaryota, Apicomplexa, Conoidasida, Eucoccidiorida, Eimeriidae.